Molecule: messenger RNA, 2295 nt
Organism: Triticum dicoccoides
Lineage: Eukaryota; Viridiplantae; Streptophyta; Magnoliopsida; Poales; Poaceae
Exons: 13
Coding region: 503-1555 (350 amino acids)
Source: RefSeq, a predicted model, not a curated record
CCCACAGCCACUAAACUUAUCCCACGAACCAAACACACCCCACAUCACGGCCCGGCCGCCGCCACCCGCCGACCUCGCCGCCGGCCAUGGCCCCUACAGCCGUCGCCCCCAUCCUCUCCCCAUCCCCUCCCCUCCCCUCCCCUCAUCUCAUCUGGUGAGAAGGCAAGAAAGAGGGAGGGAGAUCGACCGAGCAGGCCAGGCCAGGUCAGGCGGCGGCCAGAUUCGCCAUGGGCGUCAACUUAUUCCUCGACUUGGAGCUCAACCGCCUUCCGCUCCCGCCUCCUCGGCUCCCACCAUGGAGAUGGAGGGCCUUCUUCUAUCGUGCCCGCCCGCCAUGGAGCCGCCGCCUGGACCUCGUCGACGUUCGUCUCCUCCUUCCGGCCUCUCUCUUCAUUUCGAUUUUGCCGCGGUAGGUUGAGCGGCCGGUCAAAGUGACCGAGACGACGCCAACAACCCAAGCAAGCUCGAGGCCUGCCCCUUCUGGAAAUUCGCGGGAUCCGCCAUGGCUGUCCUGUCAGUUUCUUCUUCAACCUGGAGCUCCAUCCCCACACUCACCUUCCGACCCGGACGCCAUGGAAGGAAGAUUAAUUUCUCUGUUGUGCAGUUUCCUCACGCACACAUCUUUAUGGAGCACUGCUCCAUGGAGCUCGUCAAGGAUCCGCCAUGGGCGUCAGCUUCUUCUUCAACCUGUAGCUCCAUCCCCAUGGUCACUGUCCACGCGGCUGCUCCGACCCCGACGCCAUGGAAGGUUCUUAUUUUAUUGUACAAGUUUGAGUUGGUGGAUGAGACACUCUUUCUUACCGUGACCAUGAUAGGCAUAUUUUGGGAAAAACAAGUGAUGCCAAGCAAGAAGUUGCAGUUAGUUGUAGUGACGGCUAUGCUUUUUGCAUGCAAAUAUCUGGAAGUCUCAGUUCCACUUGUUGAAGAUUCAGUGCUUAGUUAUGACCAUGCUUAUACGGAAGGACAAAUUCUGGAAAUGGCUGAGACCGAGUACGAGGAUAAUGUGGAGGAUGCCCCCCUCAUGGAUAUCGACAGCGCCUACUCAGGGAAUCUCCUGGCCGCAACUGAGCACGUCAAAGAGAUUUACAAGUUCUACAGAGAAAAUGAGAAGUUUGAGUUGAUGGAUGAGACACUCUUUCUUACCUUGAACAUAAUACACAAAUUCGUGGGAAAACAAGUGGUGCCAAGCAAGAAGCUGCAGUUAGUUGUAGUGACCGCUAUGCUCCUUGCUUGCAAAUAUGAGGAAGUCUCAGAUACACUUGUUGAAGUUCUAGUGCUAAUUUAUGACCAUGCUUGCAUGAAAAGAAAACUUCUGGAAAUGGUAGAGCGGACGGCCAGCGACCAGGACGACGCUCACAACCCAAGUAAGCUCGAGGUCUGCCCGUAUCUCCACAUUCGUGGGAUCCGCCAUUGGUGUCAGCUUCUUCUUGAACCUGGAGCUCCAUCCAGACAGUCACCUCGGCUGCUCCAACCCCUACGCCAUGGAAGGUGUUUUCACCGAGUUGACUCGAGAGAUGCAAGUAAAAGGUGUACAGGUAGAGCGGCCGGCCAAUGACCAAGACGACGCCAAUAACGGAAGUAAGCUCGAGGCCUGCCCCUUCUGCACAUUCGUGGGACCCACCAUGGGUGUCAGCUUCUUCCUCAACCUAGAGCUCCAUCCCCACAGUCAUGGUCCGCGCGGCUACUCUGACCCCGAUGCCAUGGAAGUGUGAAGCACCUCCUCCCACCUGCAUCUUCUUCCUUCCACGUCGUUGCCGGUGCCUCCAUGGAGGAGCAGCAAAGGAGGCUUGGUCAAUGCCUACUGGCGAGGCUUGCAAGCGACGUGCCUAGUGGAUGGGUCCAGAACAAACCGCUGCAGAUUCGCCGCCUCAACAAGGUCUCGCUCCUGCCUUGGGGUACACAAGCUGUGUCAGGAAGCUGUGGAUCCCAUAUGACCAUGGUGUGGACCCUGUAGCUUCCCCUGUCUGCAACAGCUUCUGGAUCCAAGAUUGAUCUGGUAGCUAUGGUCGCAACGAUAAAGCACUACGGCGCUAGUGAAGUGCCUUCGAGCAGUCUUAUGUUGGUUUAACAAGCCGCAUGUUUUGUCCACAUGAUUCUUGAAUGAGAGAAAAGAAUACACUGGUGCUGCAUUGUGUUUCUAGUUUCUUGUGUUACCCGACUACUUGUGUUGUUAUUAUGACAAUAGGAAUUCAGAAACAUAUAUUCCUGUAAUCUUGAUAACAAAAGGAGGAGCACAAAUCCCAAAUCUUUCUUGGCCCAAUCUUGUUAUUAUUAGAGUCUUAUAAGUUCAUGUCC